AUGCAUUUUUUCCAUCCUCAUCUUAAUCCAUCUGUUGCUCCUGCACCCUCACCAGCUUUUUCCCCCAACCGAAGCCGCAUUCCACCACCAAGACACAGAGGUCAUCACCAUCAUCGUCGUUGGCAUUUAAGGCGCAAUGUGACAGCGGUUUCACCUUCCUCACAAGACUGUCAACAGACAUGUGUGGAGCCUCUUACUUCAACUCCCUUUGGUUCACCUUGCGGUUGUGUUUUCCCCAUGAAAGUUCAGCUUCUGCUAAGUGUUGCGCCUUUUUCUAUUUUCCCUGUGACAAACGAGUUAGAAAUCGAGGUUGCUGCUGGAACAUACUUGGAACAAAGCCAAGUGAAAAUAAUGGGUGCCAGUGCGGACAGUGAAAAUCAAGGGAAAACAGUGGUCGAUAUUAACCUUGUUCCACUUGGGGAAAAAUUCGACAAUACUACGGCGACACUUAUUUACCAAAGGUUCCGGCACAAGAAAGUGCCUCUAAACGAGACUGUUUUUGGUGAUUAUGAGGUUACACAUAUAAGUUAUCCAGGAAUUCCUUCUUCUUCAUCAUAUGGAGAUAUUAUGGGAAGUGCUCCAAGUGCAAGCAUGGGAGGGCUUCCAAUCAAUGCAACCUUCGGCAACAAAAGCAAUGGAAUAGGUUUUAGAACGAUUGCUAUCAUUGUCUUGUCAGGUUUUGUGCUCGCUCUGGUUUUGGCUGGAGCUGUAUUUAUAGUCAGGAAAUGGUAUAAUGUUGGGAAGUCAUCUAAUGCUGUUGGCCCAGCGUUGGCCCCGUCGAUUAACAAAAGGCCUGGUGGUGGAUCUAUGUUUUCCAGUAGUGCCAGAAGCUCGGGAUCAGAUUCUCUGAUAUCGUCCAUGGCUACAUGUGCUUUAUCUGUUAAGACUUUCACGCUUUCCGAGCUUGAGGCGGCAACUGAUAAAUUCAGUGCCAAGAGGGUUUUGGGUGAGGGAGGAUUUGGUCGUGUUUACCAGGGCAACAUGGAAGAUGGAACCGAGAUUGCAGUUAAACUGCUAACUAGGGACAAUCAGAAUCGAGACCGUGAAUUUAUUGCAGAAGUGGAGAUGCUAAGCCGUUUGCACCACCGCAAUCUUGUGAAACUGAUUGGAAUAUGCAUUGAAGGCCGAACACGUUGCUUAAUUUACGAGCUUGUCCACAAUGGGAGUGUCGAGUCCCACUUGCACGAAGGAACGCUUGAUUGGGAUGCACGGUUGAAGAUUGCACUUGGAGCUGCGAGAGGACUGGCCUAUCUCCAUGAAGAUUCAAAUCCCCGAGUAAUCCACCGGGAUUUCAAAGCGAGCAAUGUUCUUCUAGAAGAUGACUUUACCCCAAAAGUCUCAGACUUUGGACUGGCGAGAGAAGCCACCGAAGGAAGUCAACAUAUCUCCACUCGAGUCAUGGGAACCUUUGGGUACGUGGCCCCUGAGUAUGCAAUGACAGGGCAUCUCCUUGUAAAAAGCGAUGUCUAUAGUUACGGUGUGGUACUACUCGAGCUUCUGACCGGUAGAAGACCGGUAGACAUGUCUCAACCUUCGGGAGAAGAAAACCUUGUGACAUGGGCGAGACCUUUGCUAGCCAACAGAGAGGGCCUGGAGCAACUAGUGGACCCCUCGUUGGCUGGAACCUAUGACUUUGAUGAUAUGGCGAAAGUGGCUGCGAUUGCUUCCAUGUGCGUACACCAAGAGGUCUCACACAGACCGUUCAUGGGGGAAGUGGUUCAGGCACUAAAACUUAUAUACAACGAUGCAGAGGAGACCUGUGGGGACUAUUGCAGCCAGAAGGAGUCAUCAGUACCAGACUCUGCAGACUUCAAAGGCGAUCUAGCACCCUCGGAUAGCAGCUGGUGGAAUUUGACGCCUCGGUUAAGGUAUGGUCAAGCGUCUUCGUUCAUAACGAUGGAUUAUAGCUCAGGACCACUAGAGGACAUGGAGAACCGGCCUCACUCUGCCUCUAGCAUUCCUAGAGAAGGAGGUGUAAUUCUACCAAACAGGUCGGGUCCGUUACGGCCCAUCCGUAGUAGAAGAAACUUCUUUAGACUGAGAGGAAGCAUGAGCGAACACGGUGGACCGUCAUCGUCUAGACAUCUCUGGUCCGGGAAUGGAGACUGGUUCUGA
Molecule: messenger RNA, 2115 nt
Organism: Arabis nemorensis
Lineage: Eukaryota; Viridiplantae; Streptophyta; Magnoliopsida; Brassicales; Brassicaceae
Source: the annotation of a GenBank genome assembly